This is a messenger RNA of Dermacentor andersoni, 11910 nucleotides long. RefSeq lists its product as uncharacterized. NCBI's taxonomy places the organism in Eukaryota, Metazoa, Arthropoda, Arachnida, Ixodida, Ixodidae. Gene Ontology annotation, biological process: exocytosis. The record is from RefSeq and is a predicted model, not a curated record. Gene Ontology annotation, molecular function: guanyl-nucleotide exchange factor activity. Gene Ontology annotation, cellular component: Golgi to plasma membrane transport vesicle.
GCUGUCUGUUCAUAGCGGAAGCGAGGCUGCACGAUUGUGCGUGCCAGUGACGCGAACAGCGUAAUGAAAUGUGCGCGCGUGACGCACCAGUCUGUUAAUGAAACGGUGUUUUAGCCGGCAGCUAGCACAUCGUACAGCAGGCAACAGAGACGCAUAUAUUAUUGCAUGCACGCUACGGUAUCCACGAAUAAUGGACGAAUCGUCGCAUCCGCGAUUGUUCACCCAACUGCGACGCGCUCUCAGCUAGGAUUCGUCUCUCGAUCGACAUUACAAUUUUGUACUUAGGGGUGUGAUCGUACGCGCACUCAGCUGCGAUCAUUUGCGCAGCAAAUGCGCACUUGCGUGUUCGUUGUUUAUAUGCACCGCCGAUCAGGGAGCGCGUGCAGGCACGCAGUGCGCGCUCAAGAAUGCCCGGCGCGUGCGUCAGGUCUUCCUCGGUUCCCCGAUAAAAAAAAAAAACAAUAACAAAACACUGCGCGCGCGCGCGCCUGUCUUGUUCUCGGAAGAACUCGCGCUUUCCACAGCCUUGAGGUGUCUCCUACAAAGCGAAACCACCAGCAGGUGCGCCUGCCGCAACGAUUCGAAGCGAUCGCCUCGAAAGAAAAACGAAGUAAGAGGCUGCGAAAUGCGCGUCGGCUUCCUCGCGCGCGUUACCGCGUUAUAUUGGCGGGAGCUCUGUGCUGCAUUUGGCGUUGAGCCAGUGAAGGAGGCGCGCGCUGGCCAACUAGCCGCGACCCAGCGACGUCGCGUAUUGCGCUCGUUGAUGCGAGCUGCGGCGCGCGCGCCAGGCACCGAGCGAUUCCUUUCGCAACUUCGCUGCAGCGCGAAGGAGAUUACAUCCCGCCGCCUUCGCCGAGAAGAAGGGGUUUGGCUUCGCGAGCGGCAGCCGACGAGAAGCCGAGCGAAUGCGCGUAAACAGGAUUCCGGGAACGAUCUGAAACCGCGCCCCCCCGGAGGGGGCUUCCGUGGGGGCAGCGCCAGGUAUGUAUACGGUAGUGUGUACAUGUGCGCGCCGUGCUCCGUAUUGGCCCGCGAGAUAUCGGCCGCGAUUGCUGCCAUCGCGUCCUAGCGCGUGACUGCCCUGGCUGUUAAAAGGCUUCUUGGGCGCUUCAUUAAAAACAAAACAAAGAAACACGACUACUUCGGGGAAAGACGUGGCGCUCAGAUAGAAGAAAACGGGUUUUCCCGUUUCUUCUCCCGAGGGUGCAGGAAUAUCGUUUAGAGUUGCGAGAAAAAAGGGGCAAGAUUUAGACGUAUGUGUUUACAUCCACAGGCACUCGGAAACAAAUUGCUUGCCAAAUGAAGCGCUUGCAUCGGAAGAUCGACUUUCCCCUACACAACCAGCGGCGCUGCUAGGUGGUAGGCGGACAGCAGCGGUUUGUGGGAGGCUUCCACCUGCAGAGGCCACCACCUUCCUGGGUGCUGUUGCAGCUUUGCCUCCUCCACCAUGGCGACGGACAGUGGCGUCUCCUCCAACGGACUUGUGUCGCAUCCAUUGUCAGAGCCACCACUCAGCCUGCCGGGUAGCAGGAAAGGCAGCGGGGAAGAUGUCCUGACCGCUUCAGGUGCUGCAGGGUCACCCUGCGGACCACUGGUUAGUCCGGUAGCCUGCCAGAGCUCAAGCCCAAAUGGGGAUUUAUGCGAUCCAAAAGACACCACCAUUAAGGUUGCAGACGACGGCCUGGUUGCACUGGUUCCAAGCUGCAGUGACCUGUGCAGUUCGGAAGCUUCGGGCAUUGCGCCCAAGUCGACAGAAUGCAGUCUUGCGCAGCAGUCUCCUAAUUGUGCGACUCCUCCUGCAAGUCCAGGUUUACCCGCUUCAUCAACGCUUGAAGAACCUAGUUCCAGACUGCAAGCUCCAGACGUCUCUGCAACAACAAUGGUUGAUUCGCCAAAGGGGGAUGAGGUACGGGUUGCCACUGAUGCGGCAGACUGUGUCUCCGGACCUGUCCAUGAGUGUUCUCCAGAGUCGGCGAUGACAACCUCGUUGAGCAAUGGCAUUCUACCCGAGGCAGGUGGCGGUGCUGUCUCAGGAAUGCAGAGCACCACUGGCUCUGAAACUAAUGUGGAGUCUCCCAGCAGGAACCACAUCUUUGAACCACUGCAAAACGGGAAGUUGCCAGAACAGCUCCCAAGCGGUGGCUCUCCACGGCACUCUCGUGACAGAGGACUUCAAGAGUCGCCCAAUGUGCAAAGGACGACUUCUCCCGAGUCGCCAAGAGAAAAUGGCACGCGAUCGCCGUGCUGCAACGGGAGGGAGGAAGUGCGGACACUGGUCACUAGCCAAGCCAUUGUUGGGAGUAGCCCGAGGGCUCGGGGUUGUGAGCCAUCUCCGGACGCAGGGUCAGAGACCACUGGAAAGAAGCACUGUGCUGCUGUUACCAAUGGGGAUGUGGGCUUGAGGUGCGUCCGAGACAGUACUGGCGUCGGCAGUGACAGGACUGUGCUUCCAGCCCCAGCUGCCCUUCCGGAAGUAAGGAGGCGCAGUGCUUCGGACGGGGCAGUUAAGGAGAACGGCUGGGCACGAAGGGGUCGGUCUAGCCACUCGGAGUGCAACGGUCUAGACCGGCGCACUAUUGUGCUGAGCAGCAGCAGUGGUAGCAGCAGUGGCUCCACUGAGGGGCCCGACAGUCCCUUGCCCGGAGAGACCCUUGGCUCUGGUGUCCGAUGGAGUGGUGGGGGGCGCAGUGUCUCCGAGGUCAAGGAGCUCGCUUACGCCCGCCUGCAGGCAGAGCUGUCACGUGCACAGCAGGAGCUGCGCCUCCGCGACGAGGAAGUUGCUCGGCUGAGCCAGAUCCGAGACCAGGUGGGUGCCGAGCUGGAGGAGCUCACCGCUAGCCUAUUUGAGGAAGCAAACAACAUGGUGCGAGAGGCCAACAUGAAGCAGGCGGGAGCUGAGAAGCGGCUCCAGGAAGCUACUCUGAAGGUGGAAGUGUUGCAAGCGGAAGUGAGCGCCCUGAAGGCGCUCGUCCUCACUUCGACACCCAGCCGGCCCAACACGCACCUUCACCCACAGCUCAGUCGGCACCGCCACCGGCGGUCGCCCUCCAACUACGAGCUGGCCACGUGUCGGCCACCUUCCCCGCCCAGCCAGCAGGUGUCCCAGCAGCAACAACAGCAGCAGCAGCAGGGCCAGUCCCAGUCGGGCCAGGCUGGCAGCGAUGGAACGAGCCCUGACCUCUCAGAGGUGGACCCAGUGUGCCAUCGGGAGUUCCUCCGGUGGCAGGAGAAGCCAACCGUGUCGGACCGGCAGGACAUGUUUGUGUCGCGACUGUACCGGGAGGAUGUGCUGCCCUGCCUGCACUUUCCGAACUGCCAGCUGGCUGCACAAGUGCUUCGCGCUAUCGAGGAGAACAGCAUCACCAUCGAGGCAGUCAACGCGGCCAACCCCUUUCCCAGGCGCUGUUCCCUGUUGGAGGCGCCACGUGUUUGCCAGUACCGCAUGCGGCUAGGUGACUCGGGCUCUGCCUGGUACCACAUCUCGCAGCUGUGCCGAAACCGGAUAACGUCAGUGUGUGACCUCUUCUGCUACCUACGCUACAUACAGCAGGGCCUGGUUCGCAGCAGCCUGCAGGAGAUGUACUGGGAGGUGAUGCGACGGCGGCGCUCCAUCGCCCUGGCACGCCUGGGCCUGCCACCCUGUUGAGGUCGCAGCACCGCUGCGUUUCCUAAGUGCUGUACAUAGGACCAGUUUUUAGAGACUCCUGCAAACCCUGUACAUAUGUGUCUGCGCGUGUUGCUCCCCGGAUAACUCUGGGUGGCACCCUCUGCAGUGACUCUUAGGCGUUUCGACGGGUGGCGGACGAGCACGGCGUCAUUCCUUCGCUCGUCUGCACACUUGCUUGAUGUGUAUUUGCUUGCGUGUACAUAUAUGGAUGUGUGUGUGUGUGUGUUGGCACGUGCACGCAUUGUGUAUUUUCGGUAUGGGCAAGUUGCGCAUGUGUGUGUGUGCAUUACAUAUUUGCUCGUUUAUGGAUUGUAGAGACGAAUAUGUAAACGUGUAAAAUGUACUGUUGAUAGAAUGCGCUUAUUCACAGCAGUCUUUAACUGAAGCACAUCUGCUUCACCGAUGCCACAUAAUGUUUUAUCAGCAACGCAAACCGAAGCUGGCAGGCUCUGCCAAGAAGAAAAUAAAAAAAAUGUGAAGUAGAUAAGGUGUGACGAGCAAGCAUCCAGUGUUUACAUCUGCUGAUGCGGUUCAUGUUUAACUAGUUUAAUCCCGGGAUGCAUUUUGGCAACUAAAUUUCUGCAUAUGUGCAAGAGGCGUAUCAUAUGGCAAGAAAGCAGUUUAUGUGGAAAAUUCAGGCGGUAACAGCGGUCAUUGUGGUGUUGUCCAUUACAUUGCUUGCACUCAUGUAUACAUGUUCUCGACUUUGCACAAGCUAUGUAUGUGAUGAACUGGAGGUUUGGAAAAGGCCACACAGCUUUAAUGCAUGACUUUCUGUGAUGCACAUGAAAAUUAAGAUCCCUGACAUUGAGUGGUGUUGUAGAAACGAAUGAACUAGGAAGUAUUGUUGCUUUGUUGUACAUCCGGAUUUAUUGAGACAGAUAUAUUGUGUCUUAUUUACAUUCACCAAACAUGCAUGAAUUUAAUGCAAAAAAUUUUACAUUCAUUGUUACAGUUUGAAUGCGGCAUUACGAUGGUGCAGAGUAAGCUGAACACUAGCAACAGCCGGAAAGUUGUAGUUAGACGCUACCAAAUAGGCAGCCGUAAGCUGUCCACCUUACACGCCGUUUAGGCUUAACACCUGCUUACAGCUCGUAAACUACGUGCUGGUAUGGCUCUGUUGCUAUCGCAUUUUGCUGCCAAGCAUGAGGCCAUCGAUUCAGCUUCCAGUCGCAGCAACUGUAACGUGAUGUGUAUGGAAUGCAAAAACGCUCAUUGUACUCAGCCUUGUGUACAUGUUAAGGUACCUCAGGUGGUCAAAAUUAUUCUAGAGCACUUCUAAGAGGAGUGCCUUGUGAACUUCACUUCAUUUGAUACCUAGCAGGCAAUGCAAUGAACCCUGUGGAGACUUCUCUAACUGCUUGCAUUCGUGAGCAAAAAAUAGUGUGUCACAUACGAAAGAAAGAGAGUUGUGCAUCAUGUAGAUCGAUGUAGCGUUAAGUCUCAUAUUUUUAUUGCAAAAUAUCAAGUUAUGGAUGCGAGCGCAGUUAUACGUUUCUGCAACCAGUGGCCACAGCACAUUACUUGUGCUUGUGACCGAAACGUGGUGUGCCGCGCACUUCAAGCGCAGAGGGGCACAAGUCAUGCAAUGGGAUGUAACCUUACGUACAUAAGUUGUGGCUGUAAAUGUAAGGUUUAUUUUUACUGUAAAAGGCAUUGCACAUAAAAUAUAAUGGCAUUGCAAAAUGCAGAGAGAGAUUUCUAUGACUGUGCUACUCGCAUAGCUUCUGCAGCUUUGCCUGCUAUGUAUGAAAUUGGGUGUACUUGAGGAAGUGUGAUCAGAUAUAAUGAAUACGGAAUACAGGGUCGAUUAUGAAAGUAAUGCACAUUUUCUGGGAAAAAUUUAUUGACUGGACUUGUACAAAUGGUUAAAAUUCUUCAAAAUACUCUCUCCCUGCUUCAAUACACUUGCAGAGAUGUGUCUGCCACGCCUGGAAGGCACCCUGAAAGUCCUCGACUUGAAUGUCUCUCAGGAACGCCGUAACAUGAUUUUGGAUUUUUCCACAGUCUCCCAAUGCUUUCCUUUCAGCGCUAUCUUCAGUCAGGGAAACAAAAAAAAAAAAGAGGUCGCACAGAGCCAAGUCAGGACUGUAAGGGAGAUGGGGGACCACCGGGGAGUUGCUUCGGGCCAGGAAGUUGGUAACGAUGGAGGACGUGUGGCUGGCGGCAUUGUCAUGGUGGAGCUUGACCGUCGCUUUGAAGUAAGCCCUCACGCGCGAAACCCGGCGUUUCAGUCUCUUGAGCACCUACAGGUAAAAGGUCGAGUUGACAGUUUCUCCCUGCGGUACAAACUCAAAAUGGACGAUUCCUCAGGCAUCAAAGAAGACAAUGAGCAUCGUUUUGAUGCGAGUCUUGCUCAUUCGCGCUUUCUUGGGGCGGGGCGAUGAUUUUGUGUGCCACUCGCUGCUCUGCCUUUUCGAUUCUGGGUCGUACUCGAACAUCCAAGAUUUGUCUCUGGUUACGACAGAAUUGAGAAAGUCCGGCUCAUUUUGAAUCAAAUCCAACAAUUACUGACAGCACAAAACUCGAAGUUCUUUCUGAUCUUCUGUCAACACUUUCGGCACAAGCUUCGUGCAGGCCUUGCACAUUUGCAGAUCCUCGGUCACUGUCACUGCUCGGAGUAAACUGGCGACCGGCUGCGUUGGCAGGGCAGAACCCUCGCCAUAUUUCCCGACCGGUUUUACCACGGUGCCAUGGAUGUCGCGUCAUAAUAAAAUAAUGAGCAUUACUUUCAUAAUGGACCCUGUAUAUUUGCUUCAAUCCCAUUGUGUAUAUUACUGCAUACAACUGCAUACUUGAAGGCAGGUUUAGGCGGAUGGUUUUGCCUUUGCAGCUUAUUACUAGGGGUGUACGAAUAUUCGAAAAUUUCGAAUAUUAUCAAAUAUUUUUAAUAUUUGGAUUUGAUUCGAAAACUAUGUAUUCGAAAAUUUUCGAAUAUUCGAUUGGAUACGAAUAUUCAAAACGAAUCUAAUAUACCGUUGGCUGCGCGGAAGCAAACAUGGUUCUUAGCGUUUAUUUUUAUCUAGUCUAAUAAAGUGUGUCUGAUUUUGUGCCUAAUUUUGCAAUAAUUUCAUGCUGCUGGCGAAUUUUCGCCUGUAAAACAGGCUUAGCCACUUGACGUCAAAGUUAUGCAGGAAAGCCAGCCUCUCAGUAACAAGGGGCACGAGUUUGCAAGUUUAAGCUCCAAUCUUGAGCUCAUUGCUUGACAGUAAAUGCGAUGAGUGACAGAGGGUCAAAUGCGUCUUAGUUUACAGGAAAUUGAUGCGGUAUAGUCAGCCGCACAGGUUGGCAAGAACAGACAACUAAUAGAGAUUACUCAAUUUUCCAAAGCUAACAUGAGCCAAAUACACAAGCGUUUAGUAUAACGGCUUACUAGUUUAAUUUUUUACCAAUGACAAUGCAAUUACAAUGUUCGAACAUCAUGUUAAAAUGAACAAACUUACUAAUGAAUGCAUGUGCAUAUCAUUAUUCGAUAUUCGAUUCGAUAUUUAAUGCUAAGUAUCCGUAUUCGAUUCAUAAUCAAAAAUUUUGAUAUUUGCACCUCCCUACUUAUUACCCAUCAUUGGCUGUUGCAUUAGUGUCAUACCUUUUGUAGGGUGGCUUGGAGAACAGUCACUUAUCUGAUAUUCUUUUACUGCUAAAAGAAUUGUAUGGGCAUAAGACAGCACUUGUACUGUGUCCUUUUCUUUGUGUUGCCGUCGUUUUACAGACUUGUGCCUCCCAUCCCAACCAGACCGACUUUUGACCUUACUGUAACUCUUGACUGCAUUUGCUGCCUUCAAGAAAUCGAUCAGCACAUGAGAUCUGAUGAUGAGGAUGUACUUAUUCCAAAGAUCAAUCAGUAUCCCCUUGAAACAUUUGAGUCACAUUGAGCUGGCCUUGUGGCAACCACCAGUGCAUGUGGUUGAACAACAGAAAAAGAAAAUGAAAUUUUGCUGACGUCUCACAGAUUCAAAUGUAAUAAAAAGCAAAAUUUUUGGCUGGAACUUGGAGGAAGGAACUCGCAAUAUAUUCAUGCAUGUCUGGUAAACUGCGCAUGUGUUCAAAUGUGUCCAACACAAAUCUCGGAGGCAACCUUUGGCUGUUCUGUUUUUCUCUGACCAAUAUGCUUUCCAAUGGACAUCUGGAUCUGUACACUCAAUCCUCUAUUUUCAGAGAUGCAACUGUUAUUGCGUCUUGAUUGGCUUUUACAUUUGAAGCAAAUGUGAUAGAAAGGACAAAAACCUGUUUUUAUUACAUUGAAUAGUAAUUUAGUGCAUUCAGAAUUGUCAUUUCUCUAAUGAUGCAUUGAACUGUACUAAAGAAAAAGUGAAGUGCCCCCAAAAGUGAUUUUUCGAGAAUACGGCUAGUGUAUGUACAGGGGAGUGAUGUUACUUUAGGCAUGAUUUUUUUUUUCAUGCUUUAACUAUUUCAUGUCUUGGGCAACAGUGACUUUACUGACAGGUGUUGUGUUUCCACGGGUUGCAGUUUUCUGGUGCCUAGAUACAGGCAGAUUCUGAUCUGUGCUUGGUAGAGGACUGAAUUCCCAGGUAGCCUUGCUCGUAUUGUGAUAUGCUGGUGGUAGUAGCGAUUACACAUAUUUUUGGAAACUCAUUAUUUACACCAUGAAAGAGAACAUGAAUGGGACAUUUUAGAGACAUUAUUUACCCAAUUUUAUGUCGCUUAUGUUGGGAAUUCAAAGACUUUGUUUUUAAGAUUUUUUUUAUUCUUAUUGCGGCACAUUGCUGUCAGAAAGGACAUUGAGAAGACAUUUUAUUCUCAUGUUCAGUUAUGUAUAUACGACGCCUGUGUUGUACCUUCUACAUUUUGCAGACAUCCUCACACUUAGUGAGUAUGCCAGGGUGCUAAUCAACCAUUACUGUGUUUGGUUUUGUAGGUUAUUCAGUGCUUCAUAUGGACAGGAUAUUACUAAUACUAAGCUGUGCUGUAAGUGAAAAAGACCAGUUUCAGGGUCACUACAUACUAAUUUUAAGUUGAGCUGUAUCACUAAAUUGCACUUCUGUAAAAUCCAAAGCACCUGCUUACCAUGAGAGGAUGUUUGGCAAGCCAGAAAAUAUGCGAAAUUAAAGCUCGAGCGCAAUGCUAUUCUGAAGCUCCCACACCAGCCAGCCACCAGACAACAUACUCAGUUGUAGCACUUUAUCAGCAGUGAAAGUCUGCAUCACAUUCCAAAUGAACCGAAGACUCAAUCUAGCGAGUUUAAACUAUCCUGCACCAAAACAACUGAAUUGAACGACUGUUGUGACUAAAUUACAAAGAGUUACACAAUCCAUGUUGAAUUGAUUGGCACAAAUGGAGGACAAGACGAUGCAAGGCAAGAUAAAUUGUCGUAAAAAUCCUAUUCAGAAAGUAUUUUUUUGUUGGGAAGCUGUCAGUUACUGGUCCUCUGCGUUCACACGGCUGAUUAUUAUUAGCUUGUGUAUUCAGUUACGUUUCACAGUGGCAACCGCACAAAACAGCUAUGCUUUGUACACUGCAGGCAUGGUCAUUUGGGGUUAUUUGCAUUGAAGUGGGUUCUUGAAGAAUGGCUAGUGUCUGGGGAUGAAAAUUUUUCCAGUGGUGAUACUGCAUUACAGCGUUGUACCUAGCACGAAGCGAUGAAGAUAUUGGCAGCAUUACAUUGAAGGUGACCACGGAGUUCUGAGGCAACCACUCAUGCGUGCACAUGUCAUGCAAAAGACGAGCUGCAAAAAUAGAAGUAGAGUGCGAUCACAUGCUUCUUUUGCACACUGGUUAUAUGGUAACCUUGCGUGGUUUAAAAAAAAAAAGAGAAAGCUUUUUGAAGUUUACUUGCCCUUCGCUUAAACUGAACUUCAGAUAAAUGGAACACUUCCCCCUUUUGAGUGCCAUAUAGGCGGAUCAUACUUAACAGGUGUUGAAACCAUAGUCCCAAGUCAUCCUCAUGUUGUCCUCUCCACGCGAAACUGCAUCUGCCAGCUCCUACGCAUUAGCUGCUGCUCCUGUGGACAGAGGGCGCUUCCUUCCCAGAGUUUUGCUGAGCUGGAAGGCUCCUCUUUGGUCCUUGUCACUGUUUCAUUGUACAAAAAAUUGGGUAAUGCUAUGAUGAGACCCGUUUCUUUGGAUAUCUAACAAACGGUACCCGAAAAACUUCUCCAUGUGUUUAUCUAUGUAAAUGGACAAUAGUUGGGUGUCAUUUGGGUGUGCCUAGUUACCUGGUAUGCAGUGUGUGCACAUGUGUUUAGAGGCAACUGCAGUCCCUGCAAAAUGUGAGCAGCAGUCUGUGCAAAUGUCUAAUGUGUAAGCGUACUCAAUGUGACGUGCAUCAUUGACUUUCUGUGCCGAGACCUUAGGAGACUUGUCUAUGUAGUGAUCUUAACCUGGUGCAACACGGACAUGCCUUGCUGUCUCCGUGCGACAAAGUCAGUGUUUUGUCUUCUGGAUCCACCUCGCAGCCCUGACGCUUGUAGCCACUGCUUCGCAGCAGAUAUGUAUAGCACACUGCCACUUUGUGAGCGAGUUCAGUUGAAAUCAACGAUGGUUUUGAAAACGUGAGCGCUGAAGUGAUGAAUGCUAACAUCACCUCCAUUUGGUUUUGUAAGCAACAGAUAUCACUACAGACAGUGUUUUAUGCUAAGCUGCAGCAGUGGCGAUGCAAUAUCUGUCAAUAUAACUGCAGGAGGUCAUCGUUUGUAAUUGUUUAUUGAAAAUGCUUGUAUAUACUUGUCAGUUCUUCUUAUGAAGCGCUUCGCAACACUGUACUACCAUACUGCAUUGUUGGCACUGGCAACCCAAAAAAUUUGCAAGCAGUUUUUCAAAUUGCAGAUUAAAAGAAAGUUAGCAAGUUUUUGUACUGAGGCAGAUAAAAAGGCCACUUAGCCGAUAAUUACAAGUUGAUUCAAGAGUCACCAAAUCGUUACGUAAAAAUUGUCAGCAAUUGUCCAAUUUGCGAUGUUCCUCUGAAGCAUGUCUGCCAGUCUGUGUGAGGCAUUUCCGUUUUCAGGGAGUUUGUUGAUGCCAUGAAAACAGUAAGCUCUCCUGCUUCGAUUGGUCAUAUUGGUGCAGUCUGCCUCUUUUCCUGUUGUCACCAUCUGUGACCAAGUUCAGUUAUUCACUUGCUUUUCACCUUCAAUGCUGACACUUCAUCCUCCAAACAUGCAUAAUGUGCAUUGCAAGAAGCAACGCUUCUGUGAACAGUAGGUAUAUUUGUAAUUACCGGUAUGUACCUUAUUUUGGCUAAUAAAAAUAACAGCAAAGUCUUUCUGAUUCGCCCUCAUACAUUUACGGGAGGGUUCAUUGAUGAGCAAGGGAGCAAUCAAUCGCAAAUCUCAAGUCCAGUGUGAACUGUGGCGGUAACUUCUUUUCACUUGAUCCGUUUCUCAUUGGACGGCAUAGAGGACUGAGGGAUACUGAAAAGAACAAGUGAGAUUGGCAAAGUUCCAGAGAUUGACUGGAAUGUGCUCAACUCUAUCUGAGAAUGCUUAGCACGAUGAGUUCAGUAUAACAAAGGGAAUUGAAUAUCCACGAUCGUUCAGCAGGUCUCUAUAGUCUUUUGUGCCUGCACGGCAUAUAGUAUCUGUACGUGAGGGGACACAUGUAACCCUGUAACCUUGAGAUAUUUGGAUGGAGCUAGAACAAUUUUUAGCACAGGAGUUGCUUUCCGUUAAGUGUUCCACGGAGGCAGAGAGGUUUUUUCUUUUCCUAAUUCAUGGGUGCGCCUAAGAGGAAACUGUUGGAGUCCUAAGAUACAGGAUUUGGGGAUUCGGAGACUGCGUGUAAUCUGCUGCGAAACCUGUACAUAUUUAGAAACUUUUGGAGGGGUCCAAUGCGUCUUGGCAAAGUAUUGUUGCAGUGAUGGCUAGCAUUGUAUGCAUAUUUCUUUUUGCGUGUACUAUACGAGGAGCUCGUAUCAUAACCUGUACGUGUAGGAAAAGCUUUACACUAGUAGCUUUGUAGUGUGAGAGAUAUAUAGAACAAGUUGUGGAGUUGCACACUGAUUAGUGUAACAUAUAGGUUGCAGCUAAUAAUGCUGCUUUUCUCGAGCGUCGGUAUUUAUGGUACUGAGGUACGCAUGUGAAUUGACCUGCGACACCUACUGUACUUUUAUGUGAAUGUCAAAUGCUACGCAAAUGUACGUUGGGCUACGUCUGUGGUUGUGAUCUAGAUUUGCGUACCUCACAUUUGUAUAUGAGUCCCUGUAUUUUGCGUGCGGAAAAGUGUACUUGGUUGUUGACAGUGAUGGGGGGAGCAAGAUGUGAUCACAAGAAUAAAUGAUAACCAAGGCA